Messenger RNA from Striga hermonthica, 1818 nucleotides. NCBI's taxonomy places the organism in Eukaryota, Viridiplantae, Streptophyta, Magnoliopsida, Lamiales, Orobanchaceae. The record is from the annotation of a GenBank genome assembly.
AUGACGAAACUACCCUUCUUCCACUUGAAUACUCGGCUGCCCUUCCUCGUCUUUCUUUUCUCAUCCAUGUCCUUUUUCGUAAAUUCAAAAUACAUUCCCGCCGAAAGAACCGCCUUGCUAGACAUGAAAAAAUCGUGGGGCAACACCACAGCCAUCCAACACUGGACCCCCACGUCAUCUCCCUGUCACUGGCUGGAGAUCAACUGCUCCGCCGCUGGCGCCGUCACCGGAAUCAACAUCAACAACUAUUACAUCACCGGCACCGUGUCGGACUCCAUCGGUCACCUCCACAACCUAAACCAUCUCGAUUUCGGUAACAAUAAUUUCAGGGGAAAAUUCCCAACUGCGGUACUCAAGUGCUCGAUGCUCGAGUAUUUGGACCUCUCACAAAACCACUUCGAGGGGAAUAUUCCGGCCGGAAUCGACCAGCUCAAAUCUCUCAGGUACCUCUACCUCAACGACAACAACUUCUCUGGCAACAUUCCGCGGGAGAUCGGAAGCCUGCUGGAGCUCCGUGUCCUGUUCUUGUGCGACAAUUUGUUCACAAGUUAUCCGGUGGAGAUCUCGAACCUUUCAAACCUAGAGCACAUAUUUCUUUCUAACAACAACUUCACGCGGACGCCUUUACCUUCGGCUUUCGGAAAACUGACGAAACUGAAGUUUUUCUGGAUGAGGCAGGCGAACAUCAUUGGGAAGAUUCCCGAAAGCUUCAGGAAUUUAUCGAGGCUCACCUUUUUGGACUUGCCUAUGAACCAUAUCGAAGGUACAAUCCCGAACGGUCUUUUCUCGUUGAGAAAUUUGAGCAUCAUUUAUUUGUUUAUGAACCGGCUUUCGGGUCCAAUUCCUCAAGUUAUCAAGUCGAUGGAUUUGGUGGUAAUCGACCUAUCCAUGAACUACUUGAGUGGUCCGAUCCCGGAAGAUUUUGGGAAACUCAAAAAGUUGGAGCUUCUGUAUCUUUUUGUCAACAAACUAUCGGGCAAAUUGUCGCCGAGCAUAGCCCGACUUCCCAACCUUAAAAAUCUUCAAAUUUUCACGAAUAAUCUAAGUGGAGAACUACCCGUUGAAAUGGGAAAACACUCGGACCUCUUAAUCUUCGAUGUUAGUACUAAUCAUUUCACUGGAAAACUGCCGGAAAAUUUGUGCUACCGUAAUGCUUUAAUGAAUGUGUUUGCUUUUGAAAACAAACUGAGCGGCGAAAUUCCGAAACAACUAGGAAAAUGCCAAACUCUUUCCACCUUGCAGGUGUUCGAUAACAACUUCAAGGGAGAAGUUCCGUCUGGCAUUUGGGAAUUGCCAGAGAUGCUAUGUGUGGCGGUGGGUAAGAAUCGAUUAUUGGGCGAGCUCCCGAGUAAAGUUGGGCCGAAGAUGUUUUAUAUCGAUGUAAGUGAUAACAAGUUUACCGGUGAAAUUCCGACUAAUGUUUCGUCGUGGACGAGUUUGGGUAUGUUCAAGGCAGCCAACAACAAGCUGUCGGGCACAAUCCCUACCGAAGUGGCGAGCCUAAACAUGCUUACAGAUUUGAAUCUUUCCUCGAAUAAUUUAUCGGGUUCGAUUUCGCCUGAGUUUGGUUCUUUACAUGCACUUAAAAGUUUGGAUUUGUCGAAUAACCAACUUUCGGGUGAGAUCCCACCUCAGUUAGGAAACUUGACGCUCACUUUCCUAAACCUUUCUUCAAAUCUUCUCACCGGAAAAGUUCCCGACAAGUUUGAUAACGCGGCGUUUAACAGAAGUUUUCUGAACAAUCCGGGUCUUUGUGCCACAAUCAAAAUCUCCAACCUUCCCGUUUGCAACGCCUUCACGUGUGCAAAUGGAAAUUAA